CGCACAGCUGUGACGUCAGCGGGUGUUUGCGGAAGUGCUCGGUGAAAGUAGAAGUGGAAGCGAGAAGGUAGACAUGGCGGGGGAGCAGCACCAGCAGCGCUGGCAGGGAGCCGGGGCCGCCCGGGAUAUCGACCCCAUGGACAGGUUCAUGUGCCCCAUCUGUCUGGAGGUCCUGGAGACCCCAAUCCGGGUGAAAUGCGGCCAUAUAUUUUGCUCCACCUGUCUGCACCAAUGCAUGAAACAGAAGAACCCUUUGUGUGGCGUUUGCCGCUGCCCAUUAAUCCCUGGCCGGAAGGAGGCGGAACUGGAGAGACAGAUGGAGACCACUGAAAGUUCGUGUAAAGGUUGUAGUAGGAAGAUGUUCAUUUCACAGUUGCGUGCGCAUGCAACCACGUGUUCGAAAUACGAGAAUUAUGUCAUGGAAGGAAUUAAAUCUGUGACUAAGGAACAGCCUCCUAAUGCCAAGAAUGUCCCAAACAGAUUCACCUUUGUAUGUCCAUACUGCAAAGAGCACAACCUUGACCAGGACGGUCUUGUAGACCAUUGUAGAAAGUAUCACUUCUCAGACCCAACACCGGUGGUGUGCCCCAUCUGUGCCUCUAUGCCAUGGGGAGAUCCAAAUUACAGGAGCGCUAAUUUCAUGGAGCACGUUCAUCGCCGACACCGUUUCUCGUACGACACAUUUGUGGAUUACAACACUGACGAGGAAAGUAUGAUGCACGACGCAUUGGUACGUUCCCUGAUGGAUAAUUGAAGAGACAGACCGCGCAGACGUCUACAUCUGGGUUGAAGUAUCCUCCUCACAGCCUAUGUGAAUUCUUUCUGUAGCAAGAUUAGAAUCUUUUUGGCAAUAGACUAUCGAAGAACCUCAACUCAACUGUAUUUUAUUAUAGGCCUUGAAAGCAGGUGCUCCUCCAUAUAAUCGGUGAAUGUAUCGGGGUAGUAAUGUCUGUGUGUGUGUGAAAUUCUCAGUCUAGUUUCUAUUGCUGUUUUUCCAUUUUUAUUUCUUUUCUAGUUUGAUUUACUUCAUUAUUAUUUUUUUAUUUUUUUUUUAACAGGCUAACCUUUCACAUAGUUUAAAAUAAAGAGGCCGGGUAAUCUUAAUUCGCCAAAAAUAGGUCAGUCCAAAUUCCCAACUUUUAAUUAUUCUGUUGUUAUUGUAAUCACGGAAGAGGAGAGUGGAUGUCGUUUACAUUCAUCCAAUAUUCAUUUUUGUUGUUGAUCAUGUGUGACCCAACUUGUGGAUUACCCCAUAAAGACUCUGAGUCUGUAUACUUGUUCCUGACUUUAAACAAAAGCAUUGAACUUUCUUAGUAAUGAUAAGACUGCCGCAGAUAUAGAAGAAAUGUCACCAAAAUGUAAUGUGAUGAGUGAGGCUGUUCUUUGUUAACACAAGCUCAGAUUAAAAUAUUAUUAAGCAGGAGCCAAGGUACACACAGUGACAUUUCAUGAAUGUUAAGUGAUAAAUAUACGUGUCAUUUAAGGAACAUUGGAUCUUGUUGACUGUUUGUGUUUAUAAAAUGUCUAGCAACUCCUCUCAUCGUUUGGUUUUGUCUUCCUUGAUUAAACUACCUUCAGUGCACCUCUUCCCAGCGGACUUGCAGAGCAGGAACAAAACUCCUGAACUCUCGAGAGUUGGAUUACAUUUUGAAAUGGAUGCUUUCAUGUAAUCGUUGUAAUCCGAUAUGAUGCUGUUGAAAUAUGCAGCCAAUUCAUAGAUAAAUAGAUGUGGAUCUAUUUUAUUUUUUUUUCCUCUCCCAAGAUGACUGUUGCAGAGGGUGUUAUGGCUGCGCAGGCAGGUGCCCCCCCA
Pelobates fuscus (common spadefoot toad) is the source of this 1810-nucleotide messenger RNA. It is a transcript of the gene RNF114, whose product is annotated as ring finger protein 114. Gene Ontology annotation, molecular function: ubiquitin protein ligase activity. The transcript has 6 exons. Bases 74 to 754 code for a protein of 226 amino acids. The record is from RefSeq and is a predicted model, not a curated record. Gene Ontology annotation, biological process: ubiquitin-dependent protein catabolic process; protein polyubiquitination. Lineage: Eukaryota; Metazoa; Chordata; Amphibia; Anura; Pelobatidae.